Molecule: messenger RNA, 1038 nt
Organism: Fusarium keratoplasticum
Lineage: Eukaryota; Fungi; Ascomycota; Sordariomycetes; Hypocreales; Nectriaceae
Product: DUF2263 domain-containing protein
Exons: 1
Coding region: 1-1038 (345 amino acids)
Source: RefSeq, a predicted model, not a curated record
AUGUCCUCCAACUCCGGCCAAGGCCAAGGCCAGGGAACGCUGGAUAUGUGGCUCUCCAAGAAACCAUCAUCCAAGCCCGCCGCUUCUACCUCUGAGCAGCCAUCUUCAUCAUCAACACCAGCUUCAUCAUCGUCUCAACCUUCUCGUUCAUGGCGCAACAGGCGCAAAGACCCUUGGAGGCAAGGCGCCGGGCUCGCCGCCGUCGCCAAGGAGACGCGAACAGUUCUCCCCGACAUUCUCAAUGGGUUGCCCGACAUCGAGGCCAGCAAAUCCGAGGCGCUCUACUACGAAACUCUUCAACCGCUCAAGGCUGCUGAAUGUCCCAAGCGCACACCUUCAGGAACAGCAACUAUCAAGAUCGUCAACGAUGACUCUUUCAAUGCCGCCAUCGACCUCGCUUCUUCAAAGGAUCCCUCAUCUGGCCGCGUCGCAGUCUUGAAUAUGGCCAGCAAUGUGAGCCCAGGCGGAGGAUGGCUAAAGGGAGCGCGCGCCCAGGAGGAAGCCCUUUGUUAUCGCAGCUCGCUGUAUCUGUCCCUACAUCGACGAUACUACCCAUGGAAGCAGCGCAUGGGUGUCUACAGCCCAGAUGUUGUCAUCAUUCGCUCUGAUCAGGAUUCCGGGCACAAACUCCUCAUGCCUGAUGUUGACGUUGAGAACCUUCCCAUCGUCAGCGUACUGAGCAUUGCCGCUCUGCGCACGCCACCUGUUGCCAGAGCCGCGGAGAAGCAACCCGACGGCUCAUAUAUCGACAGGCUCGUCUUUGCGAACCCCGCAGAUCGUGAUAUGACGAAGAUCAAGAUGAGAAUAUGUUUGCGAAUGGCGGCGAGACGGAAUCAUGGGCUACUCGUGCUUGGUGCCCUGGGAUGCGGUGCGUUCAGGAAUCCGCCGAAGGAAGUGGCUCACUGUUGGUUGGAGGUUCUGCAGGAGCCAGAGUUCCAAGGCGGUUGGUGGGAGGAGGUGUGGUUUGCCGUGUUUGAUCGAAGAAACGAAGGAAACCUCGAGGUAUUCGAAGAGGUGCUUGGCGGCGUGGAGGUCUGA